Messenger RNA from Syngnathus acus (greater pipefish), 3128 nucleotides. It is a transcript of the gene avpr1aa, whose product is annotated as arginine vasopressin receptor 1Aa. Lineage: Eukaryota; Metazoa; Chordata; Actinopteri; Syngnathiformes; Syngnathidae. Gene Ontology annotation, biological process: positive regulation of vasoconstriction; regulation of systemic arterial blood pressure by vasopressin; G protein-coupled receptor signaling pathway. Bases 277 to 1425 code for a protein of 382 amino acids. Gene Ontology annotation, cellular component: membrane. The transcript has 2 exons. The record is from RefSeq and is a predicted model, not a curated record. Gene Ontology annotation, molecular function: peptide binding; vasopressin receptor activity.
UCCCGGCGUGAAAUAUGAUUCGAGUUAAAAGGCUCCACAGCAGCAGAAGCAGAGGAGCAGCUCAGCGGGCAUUUUCUCUCUCGCUCUCUCCACACUUCGCCACGCUGCACAGCACAGCACAGCACAGCGCGGCGCAGCGCAGCACCUUAUACGGCUCGGUGGGACACGUACGGACGCAGCCCUCCUCCCGAGGCACAGUCAGGGGCGACCCUCAGGCUCAGAUCAGCCACUAUGCCCCACUGCUGAGAAGACGAGCAGCCUCGGUCCCACUCUAACAUGGGGAGCCCCGGCGGCAACGACAGCGUCCCCCAGAACAGCUCGGACCCGUUCGCGCGUGACGAGGAGGUUGCCCAAAUGGAGAUCUUGGUGCUGAGCAUCACCUUCGUGGUGGCCGUGGUGGGCAACGUCAGUGUCCUGCUGGCCAUGCACAACACCAAGAGGAAGAUGUCGCGCAUGCACCUCUUCAUCCGCCACCUGAGCUUCGCCGACCUGGUGGUGGCUUUCUUCCAGGUGCUGCCCCAGCUGUGCUGGGACAUCACCUUCCGCUUCUACGGGCCGGACUUUCUGUGCCGGAUCGUCAAGCACUUGCAGGUGACCGGCAUGUUCGCGUCCACGUACAUGAUGGUGAUGAUGACGGUGGACCGCUACAUCGCCAUCUGCCACCCGCUCAAGACGCUCCAGCAGCCCACGCGGCGCUCGUGCGUGAUGAUCGUGUCGACGUGGACGUGCAGCCUGGUGCUGAGCGUGCCGCAGAUGUUCAUCUUCUCGCUGAGCGAGUUCCAGAACGGCACCGGCGUCAAGGACUGCUGGGCGCACUUCAUCGAGCCGUGGGGCGCCCGCGCCUACAUCACCUGGAUCACCGUGGGCAUCUUCCUGGUGCCCGUGGUCAUCCUGGUGGUGUGCUACGGCUUUAUCUGCCACAGCAUCUGGAAGAACAUCAAGUACAAGAAGAGGAAGAGCGGAGGCAACAAGGACGGGCUGAUCGGCAAGAACUCGGUGAGCAGCAUCACCACCAUCUCCAGAGCCAAGCUGAGGACCGUCAAGAUGACCUUCGUCAUCGUCCUGGCUUACGUCGUGUGUUGGGCGCCCUUCUUCACCGUGCAGAUGUGGUCUGUGUGGGACGACAAGCUCCACUUCACCGAUUCCGAGAACACGGCGGUGACGCUGACGGCGCUGCUGGCCAGCCUGAACAGCUGCUGCAACCCCUGGAUCUACAUGAUCUUCAGCGGCCACCUCCUGCAAGACUUUGUGCACUGCCUGCCCUGCUGCCAGCGGAUCAAGGCCGACUUCCGCAAAGAGGAUUCGGACAGCAGCCUGCGCAGGACCACUCUGCUCUCCAAGGCCACCAACCGCAGCCCCACCGGAAGCUCGGGCAACUGUCGCGAGCUGGACAACUACCCCAAAAGCUCCGCUCAGGUUGAAUAACAGCGCUGCCCGGCAACCGUUUACUGUGGAAUGGAAAAUGGAAGGUACGCAAACAGUCCAAGCACACCCAACCAACCGGGCGGCGCGAGUGGAAACGAAGACACUCUAAAAAUGAUGUUCCAGCUGGAUUGUGUCUGCUUACAUUUGUUUCAAAGGCCGGCGGGGAUUCUGGAGGCGAUGGAGAGGAAACAAUGCAAAAAGGCAGACUGAUGAUAAAUGUACCAUAGCGACGUGUUUGACAUUGUUCCGUUGAAUCUUGUUGUCUAAUACGAACGUUGGCACGGGCGUGUUAGAAAGCGGCGGAAUCGCCUCGGCCCAAAUUGGCAUCAUGCCGUCAAAAGAAACGAUUGUACGUCGUGUGAAUGCCGAGAGUUGUCGAGCCCUGACAAAAAUCGGGAAAAUUGCGUAGAAUUGAAACGGCCGGCCAAAAGAUGCGAGCGGAGAGGAUCAUAAAGCAUCAACGCCAACUUUCUUGCAACUGUAAAAUUCAUUCAACACAAGCAAAGUCCAACAAUUAACAAACUGGCACUCGCACUUUACACAAACGGGAUUACGUCGACGACAUGGGUUAGCGGCUCUGUUGGAAAAGAAGUAAAAAUAUACUUUCAGUAUCACGUUACACCAAACCAGAACAUCUCAAACAAGGAUGAGUGAAUUCAACCUAACAGCAACAUCAAGAUUGCACCAGAUGUCGCCCAAAAAUUCUUUAGUUGUUUAAAAAAAAGAAAAAAAAUAGAAUGAUGCAUUUUUGCUGUUGCGAUUUUUGUCUUGCUUUGGCAUGAUUUUUCAUUAUCGUUGUAAAACAGUGGAUUUGUUUUUAAAUGUGUGAUGGUGUUUGGGCAGUGGCAAUGAUGUCAUGGCACUGCCUUGGGGCGCUCACAGAUUGCUUUAUUUGGCCAUUUAGCAUCUCACUGCAUUCUCACGGAACCAUCGCGUGUUCUGCUUUCUUCACCAUCCCAACUUGGCUUUCCGUCAUUAGAGUUCGGAGCAGUGCAGGACAACUCGAACCCCUUCCUUCCUGUCAAAGUGUUUACAAAGAAAAAAAAAAAAAAAGAACGUUUGGACCAUACGGCGAAGACGACGCCACGUCAUUCUUCUUAAUGAUCAGCCAUCUUUGAAGUUCAUUUUUUCCUCUUCGAGUGGAAGAAAUCCUUUGACUGAUCCGCUUUUGACUUUCAGGUUUUUUUAUGUUUGCUUGAAGUCCUGUUUCAUGUUGCGUCAGGGUGGGGGGUCCUGGUUUGCGCAGGCUCCCGCCAAGGACGUUUCUCAUCUGGCUUCCAGCGGCCGGCAGCCCCUUUGAAAACGUUGGCGGAGGCGAUGGGAUGCUCUGAGACGAGCUGCCAGUCGGAGGAGCCGGCCGGCACACCUCCUGACCCCCUUGCGUCCCUCCCGCGGCCUCCUCACGCAUUCCUCGCACACCACGUCAGCUUUAUUCUCUUCUGGCAUCCUGCGCUGAUGGCUGGUUGGGUACUGGGAAGGAUGAGGGGGGGUCAGGGAGGGGUGGGGGCUUUGUAUGGGCUUCAGAUGUACACAAUUUCCUGCACAUUCAUGUGGAAUGUAACACUGUAGAUGUGAUUAGCGCUGGGAUACUUCAAAACGUGUGUACAGUACUGUGGCAAAGUCAGCAAACCACAAUCAGAUGUAUUCAUUCAUUUGUGAUAUUGUCAUAUUUGUGUUGCUUAAUAAAAGCUUUGCUUUACGUC